AUGGAAAAAGUCGAUACUGUUGAUGUGAGCUGGUUGCAUCAUUCUCAAAAAGACAAUCUCCUUCGAACCAGAUCUGCCCCUUCGGUUUUACCAAAUGUCCCAGAAGCGAUAUCGCCAGAACCACUGAUCCUUGCAAGCUCACUCCCGACGAAAAAUUACGAACCUGCCAAUGGCGUUUCAGAGGUCCCUACGUUAUUAACACCGCCGGUGAUGGAUCCGCGACAGACUCCGCCAAAGCAAAGGGAUGGAAUUUCGGAUGCGAUGGGGAAGAAUGAAUCUACUCCUUUGCUUGUUCCUGCAGCCUCGUCAGCCAAUGGAACUAUGGGAAAAUCUUCAAGCACAAAGCAACUUGCCCUCAGUCGACGCAAUUCGUGGAUAUCCACUUUAAGUCAGAAAUUCUCAUCGAGCGGAUCGGCCCCUCCGGCUCAAAGCAAUGGGAAAGAUGCCAACGCUAAGCAACCAGUCCAAAGCCCAGGAACAGAGCUCCCUAAUCCUUUCGGCGCAUCUUUCUCUCCCAAGGACAAGACCGACAAGCCAGAUGACACUCCGGCCCCCGUCGAUUCUCGUUCUCCAAGGAGCCAUCCUUCCUUCUUUCAUAAUGCCUUCCGCAAAUUUUCUUCGUCAUCAUCAUUACCUGCUGGUGGUGGGUUAGGAAAGAUCGCGACACAAGGAGUAAUUUCUGAACGGCGGAUUAUGAAUGUCGAUCAGCAUCGCGAUAGAUGCAAGAUCGCUGAACUAAAUGAGGCUAAGCUCCGACGUGUUGCCUUUUGUGUCGAUGUGGAAAUUGCGGGGACCUCCCGGAGGUCUGAAUCCGAAGUGGAAGCUCCAUCACAACAACCUACGGAAUCAACUUCUCCCCAGGCCCCGCAGCAAGCUCCUGCGAAGAAGAAAUCAACAAUGGUUGAUCAAAUCAGAGCUUUCAAGAGACAAGACUCUAAAGCAACGGGAAAGGCUGAAGACGUAACCCUUAAACCACUGGCUGGCGCUCAUGGCGGACCAUCCGAUGUAGCUCCGAGUACCGAUGCUGCAGAAACGUUACGGUCGGCUCCUGCUAAAGAAGGUGAAAAAGCUGUUGGUGUCAAGGAGCAAACAAGAAAGCAGGAGAAGAAGAAGAGGUCUGAAGAGGAGCGAAAAGAGCGCAAGGAGAGAAAGAGAAGGCAGGCGGAGGCGAAUGGAGCUAUCCCACUUCAAUUUACCCGUGACAAAGGACCAUCUUCUCUCCAUUCCACGCGAGGCCAGGACCAACCAACGACUGACCCUCUACGAAUAUAUCGCCGAUGCUGUCAACUACGGGAAACUGGCGUUCUAAAGAAGCUUGUUGAACAGAUCUCUUCACAAUCUUCGGGCCUCGCAGAGUCGCAUGGUACUGUUGCUGUGCUAGAUCUAAGUGGACUUUGCAUGACGCUACCGGACGUUGUUACCUUUGCCGACUGGCUUGCUCUUGUUCCCGUCCGCAAACUAAUAUUACAAAAUUGUGGCCUCACUGAUGAAGCGAUACGGGUUAUCCUUUCUGGAUUGUUGUCCACAAGAACUCUCGAAGAAUCAAGGUUACGAAGACAUUGCAAGAAGCUCGGUGGCCAUGUAUCCCGCAGUGGGGAGAGAACUGGUGUAAUCGAAAAGUUGUCUUUAAAGGGUAAUCCCAAGAUCGGUAACGAUGGAUGGCGGCACAUCGCGCUUUUCAUUCAUAUGUCAAGAUCCCUCAUCGGCAUCGAUCUAUCAGGAAUUCCCUUCCCGCAGGCUCCGGUUCCCGCGAACAGGCCAACUAGCCCCUUGUCAAAACCCAGCAAUCCAACGGUGGAAGUAUCUACGGUUUUCGCGAAGGCGUUAACUGAGCGGCUUGCGGGAAACCACUUGGAAGAGCUAGUAAUCAGUGAAUGUUAUCCGUCUACUGAAGAUCUUUCCAAAAUUUGCGAUGCGGCGACGACUGUCGAACUCCGAAGAUUGGGAGUCGCAAACAACAACUUGAUAGCGGAAGGAUUGGGACAUGUCAUACGCUAUUUGCAGGCUGGUUUCUGCGAGGGACUUGAUUUGGGAGGAAACAAUCUCGGAGACCAUCUGGGAUCGUUGUCGUCGGCGAUUCACAAGAUGAAAGACCAUCCACUCUGUGCUUUAAGCCUGGCAGAUUGUUCUUUAACACCAAAGCCUCUAUAUUCCCUUCUCCAAGCACUAGCGGGGUUGCCAAAUUUCCGAUUUAUUGACCUUUCCCAUAAUCCGAACCUGUUUGCAAAUCAGCCAGACUCGCUUGCAAUGUUACGACACUAUCUUCCACAAAUGGCUGAAUUGAAGAGAAUACACUUGGCGGACGUCAGCCUCUCUCCAGAUCAUGCCAUUGCUCUUGCGGAAAUAUUACCUGAUUGCAAUCGGCUAUGUCAUAUCAAUAUUUUAGAGAAUCCCGCCAUUGCCGCCUUGGCCGCAGCCAAGGACGCCCCUGCCCAGGAAGAGGCUUGCGCAUUAUAUGCAUCAUUGAUGACAGCGGUCCGCGUCUCACAUACCCUCAUCGCAAUAGAUAUUGACGUGCCGGCUGCAGACAACAAUGAAAUUGUCAAGGCCCUAGCAGCCCAAAUUGUAGCCUAUUCUCUUCGCAACCUCGAGCGUGGUGAACUUGUGAAGGAACUUUCUGACGGCACAACUAUGGAAGAACACCCCGUCCCCGUUCCAGAUAUCAUCAGGCACAUUGUUGGAAACGUGGAUGAUGAGGGAAAUGAUCCGGCGAAACUAGCUCCUGAUGAGGAUUAUGUUAUUGGCGGUACCGGGCUGGUAAAGGCUCUAGGAGUCUGCCUUGGUAAUGCCAACCACCAUUCUCUGGAGGGUAUGGGCGAUAUAACCCCACCUCCCAGCGGCAUGUCUAGCCCACUCCAUCGCACAAGCAGCGUUGGAAACAAAAAGCCGCGGGACAUGUCGAAGAACCUCUUAAAUUCUGCCCGGAGAAUCCGUGUUCGAUUGCAACCGGUUCUUGUUCGAGAGGACAGGGCCGGCAAUGAAUCGAAGUAUCGACGACUUCAAUUUCUCGAUUUUACCCUGCAAAGGGUAAUCCAACGCUUCGAAGAUGAAUUCCCAGAUACACGCCUUUCUGCCCAAUUAGAUCCCACCAGAAGUUCACUUCCUCAACGGACUCCGUCCCACUCAUCCGUGGGCGAUUAUGGAGAACAGUCUAAACUAGACCAUUCCGCAAUUCUUGCCCCAACCAACCUAAGCCAGAGCCCAGAUAAUGAUCAAUAUCCAGACACAGCCAUCGACGAUGAAGAGGCGGAUCGUUACUCCAUUCGUUUAUCUCGCACGAGCUCAAACACAUCCCUACACUCGAAAGCCCUCACCUCAGAGGAAGGCAGAGUUCACCGCUUCCAACAACAUAUCAGCAGGGAUAUCAUUUGCACUGACCUCGAAGUUGAGGCGGAUAACCCCUCCCAAGGCCCGGACGAGGCGCGAAUUAACGCCUUGCGUAAAAAGCUCGAGCGUCUCCGGAGUUCUGAAAUGCGGUCUCGCAUCGAGCUUGUAGGGCCUGAUAAAGCGCUCGAAGAGCUAGGGGCGAAUAUAGAAGAGUUACUUGCGCUUCGCGAACAAGAUCCGGAGUCUUUUGAAACCUUUAAGGCUAGCCAGAUAGCGGCACAGAUUAAUGCGGGGUUGGUAGGGACGGGAUGA
Histoplasma capsulatum G186AR is the source of this 3639-nucleotide messenger RNA. RefSeq lists its product as uncharacterized. The record is from RefSeq and is a predicted model, not a curated record. The coding region runs from base 1 to 3639 and encodes 1212 amino acids. NCBI's taxonomy places the organism in Eukaryota, Fungi, Ascomycota, Eurotiomycetes, Onygenales, Ajellomycetaceae. The transcript is spliced from 3 exons.